Messenger RNA from Ictidomys tridecemlineatus (thirteen-lined ground squirrel), 1047 nucleotides. Its product is annotated as histone H2A type 1-B. The record is from RefSeq and is a predicted model, not a curated record. Lineage: Eukaryota; Metazoa; Chordata; Mammalia; Rodentia; Sciuridae. Gene Ontology annotation, cellular component: nucleosome. Gene Ontology annotation, molecular function: DNA binding; protein heterodimerization activity; structural constituent of chromatin.
CCGCCUUUUUAGAACCCUUUUUUGGGGCAGGAGCGGACUACGCUUGCUCAAGCAUGGCAAAAGAUAUUAAAAAGAAAAAAUGAAUCUCAUGCGUUGCAUGAAUAUUUGGAGUGUUCUAUGCCAACACGUCUGUACAGCUUAUGCUUUGAUUGGAUAAUUUUCAGGAGUAGCUUGGUCCUAUGCAAAUUAAGGGAUUGUAUAUCAUCUUUCCAAUUGGUCUAAAUGAUACACAUUAAUUUAACCAAUCACCGAGCAGAGUUUACAAUCCGGUUUACAUGUAUAAGAGAUUCUCAGUAGCCCAGGAACUUAAAGAAGGUUUUUCGUUUCUUUGUGGAGCAGCAUCUGUACUAGAUUUAACAUGUCCGGACGCGGCAAACAGGGCGGCAAGGCGCGGGCCAAGGCCAAGACUCGCUCUUCCCGAGCAGGUCUUCAGUUCCCCGUGGGUCGUGUGCAUCGGCUUCUACGCAAAGGCAAUUACUCCGAGCGGGUUGGGGCCGGCGCGCCCGUCUACCUGGCCGCUGUGCUGGAGUAUCUGACCGCCGAGAUCCUGGAGCUGGCUGGCAACGCGGCCCGUGACAACAAGAAGACGCGUAUCAUCCCUCGCCACCUGCAGCUGGCCAUCCGCAACGAUGAGGAGCUCAACAAGCUGCUGGGCCGUGUGACCAUCGCUCAGGGCGGUGUCCUGCCCAACAUCCAGGCGGUGCUGCUGCCCAAGAAGACCGAGAGCCACCAUAAGGCUAAGGGCAAGUAAAUGGAAAGCUAGAAUUUUUGAUAUCCAGUCAUGCAUAACAAAAGGCUCUUUUAAGAGCCACUUACAUAAUCAUUCAAAGGGCUUCCACACAUUAUCGUGAAUGUGUCUGCCGAAGUACUCACUUUGAGGUUGGGAAGUGUUAAGUAUCUGGGAAGUGUAAAUUUCAUAAAAGCCUGCUACAUGUUUGCGUGAUCGGCAAUUCGAUCUUCGUGGAAAAUCAAGUGCCAACCUUACUGGUUAGAUUUUUAUUUGGAAGUUUAUUUUGCGACAGCAAUAAAACCACAGGUUAAAUUCUG